UGCGAAACUAGGAUCACGUGGCCAUUUUAUGGUUUAUUUCGAUGUACACCGCGCCUCAGUUUAACAAAGAUGCUAAAACGAAACUAGGAUUACAAAUUGAAAAGUGCGGCAAUUGUUAAACUAAUGAAUAGAUAUUCUUUAAACACUGGCUCAUGUUCAUGCCAGCGUAAUAUUAGUGUAGUAGAGGAUUAUCUUCGCUGUGCCCCGUGCCCUCCUCCGAUGAUGUCCUACGAGGAAUUCAGGAAUCACACGCUUAACAUGUUACCAAAGAUAGAUAUGUGUAUUAUAAGCAAAAGGUGUAUACGAGGCAACAGUACUGCAUAUGCUAUCGACUGUCCAGCAUCCCUAUUUGACAACUGUCCUGAGACAACUACGAAAUCAAAAGAUCCGAUAGUUGAUGCGUCUUUUAAUGUCACUAUUGUUGUGAUAAUUAGUAUUACAUUUGCAGUUAUUGUAAUAAUUACUGUUGUAUUCAUUGUCCUGAGGAGAAAAGGAAAGUGUCGGUGUAAAUGCAAUGAUGAAUCAGUUUUAUGUCUAUCUGGAGAACUAGGAUGUUUUGAAAAAAGCACGAAAGGGACAUAUUCUGAAGCAUCUCAAGAAACAGAAGAGAACCAGUUAUCAAACAUGGGCGAACCUGAUGAGGACGAGAAUGAAGCUGAGAAUAAAGGCGCAGAAAGAAAUAUCACAAAAACUGUUGAAACUAUUGAAAUUGAAGUUUUCCACGAUGUAUCUGAACCAAAUAUGAAUGAACACUCGGAAACCAGAGAUACUUUCAAAAAUGAUUCCGACAGCGACAGUGACUCUAAAUUUGAAAUGGCACUUGAAAGUGUGGUAUAAGCUUAUUGGAUUUGCUCGAAGUUAACUUCAAGUUAAUUUCAAUGGAAGUCUGGUAACGAAAUUUACUUUUACUUUAUUGGAAAUAAUGGAUUUUGUAUCACACGUGCAUUUCUCAUUAUUCAACUAUGACCGGAACUCAGAGUAAAAAACGAACUGAAAACGUGUGCUCGUGAUUUUAUCAUCGGCGUCGGUGUUACCCAUUUUAUCAACACAUUUCACAAAAAGUGAAUCUUGUUGUUUAUGUACGUUCAUGUGUUCAUUGUGUGAUUUCAAAAUACAUUGCUUAAACAAUAAUUAUGAUGCAUGUUAUAAGUUUUAAUUCCUAUAUAUUUUAUAUAUUUAGACAAAUGAAUUUGUAAUGGAACACAUAAAAAGUACAGUUCUGUUAUUAAAGGAACAUUAAGCUUAAAAAAUAAACAAAUAUUUCUGUCUGUACAAGGACAAUCAUCUGUUUGACAAUGGUGUAAUAUUGGAUUAAGAAUAUGAGAGAUUCUUAUAACCUAAAGAAAACAGCGACAAAUAUGAAAUAAUUUGUAUGUAAUACAAAGUGGAUUUACGACUUCCAUACAAAAUGCUUUAUCACUUUAAGUGUACAUGUACUUUUUUACGAAUCGCAAAAGAAGCAUAAUAUGGCUCUGGUGUCUAGUCAAUGAGUAACUUUUUGUAAACUGUAACAAAGAACCAAAAAUAUAGAGUUUUUGAAAAAUAAAAAUAAUAACAUUUAGAGGCUUAAUGGAUGUUUUACUUAUUAUUGAUACAAGUUCAAAAAUAAGCGGGGUCAUUAACGGAAUUAUAAACAGUGUUUUAAACAAACGUUUUGUGGUGCUCCGAUAUUCUUGACUUUUUGUCCUUUUUUCACCAUAAAUUGCUAUUAGUUCUAAAGUUUAAUCAAAGUAUAUUGAAAAACUCAAGGCAUUUACAUGCAAAAGAGUUACUAUCAGUUUUAAACAAAAUACAUUAACAUACAUCAUUAUAAUAAUAUAUUGAGACAACAAAAAUAUUAUUUACGGUAUAUGAUUUGAAUCAAAAUCUAUAAAUGAACUCAACAAAAAAGCUGAGAUCAACAUUAUUUGAAGACUAAACCAUUGAGAAUAACAAGAAUUACAUUUAUUUAUUUUAAGGGAU
This is a messenger RNA of Ruditapes philippinarum (Manila clam), 1962 nucleotides long. RefSeq lists its product as uncharacterized. NCBI's taxonomy places the organism in Eukaryota, Metazoa, Mollusca, Bivalvia, Venerida, Veneridae. The transcript is spliced from 3 exons. The coding region runs from base 124 to 837 and encodes 237 amino acids. The record is from RefSeq and is a predicted model, not a curated record.